Messenger RNA from Periconia digitata, 2019 nucleotides. NCBI's taxonomy places the organism in Eukaryota, Fungi, Ascomycota, Dothideomycetes, Pleosporales, Periconiaceae. The record is from the annotation of a GenBank genome assembly.
UAAUUCGACGCCAACCUUGGCGAAUCUCACCCGCGUCCUGGCAUAACAUCCCAGCACAGCACCCCCUUGUGCCCUUGCAAUAAUCGCCGAGCAUGCAUCGACUAACGUCAUUUCCCUCCUGACAAGGAUGCGGGCUCAUCUCCAGCAAAAGAGAUAAUAGUAAAGUAUCGUAGACUUUUGUUGUCUUUUCUGCACAGUGGUUUUGUUCUCACCCAACCAGCCGUCAUUCCCCUCCACCUUCUUACCAUAUCCCACUCCCUUGGAUUUGGAUAAUCAACCAUGAGGUACGGCGCACUGCAGGUCCUCGCUCUCGGAGCUUCGCUGGUUCACCCAGCUGUCGCCACCCCUGUUCCCGCCCCCAAUAACGACACGGCCACACCAACAACAGCAUCUGUCAAGCUCGCUGCUGGUAAUGUCGUCGGCGCUGUGGGCGAAGAUGGCGUGGAGUACUUCCGUGGAAUUCCAUUUGCGCAACCCCCAGUCGGCUCUCUGAGACUGAAGCCCCCAGUUCGACUCGAGAGCUUUGAGUCCGGCGAGGUUCAGGCCACCGGUGUCGGCCCCGCAUGCCCUCAGAUGACGGCAAUUGACCCUACGCCGCUCCUGCUCGGUGUGCUUGCGAUACCUGGUGUCCAGGAUACGCUGUUUUUUGGGUCGACGACCGGCGAUGAACAGGAAGACUGUCUUACGAUUUCGGUCAUGCGGCCUGCGGGCCUGCAGAAUGCGACAGACGCGAAAUUGCCUGUUCUCUUCUGGAUUUACGGUGGAGGGUUUGAGACGGGGAGCCCGCAGAUGUACGAUGGGUCAGUGCUGAUUCCUGAGUCGGUCUCGCAGGGUAAACCCAUGAUUCUCGUGAGCGUGAAUUAUCGCCUCGGGGCCUUUGGAUUCCUCGGAGGAAACCAGGUGUUGCAGGAUGGCGCGGCCAAUCUUGGUCUGCUCGACCAGCGCAUGGGUCUGGAGUGGGUGGCAGACAACAUCGCAGCAUUCGGAGGCGAUCCUGAUGCGGUUACGAUUUGGGGCCAAAGCGCCGGCGCCAUGAGUGUUUUCGACCAGCUCGCGCUAUACGACGGCGACAACACUUACAAGGGACGUCCUUUGUUCCGAGGCGCGAUCUUGAGCAGUGGUAGUUUGACUCCCACCGAACCCGUGGACGGCGUCAAGGCCCAAGGGAUCUUCGAUGCCGUGGUUGAAGCAGCUGGAUGCGCGUCUGCAGAGGAUUCUGCAAAACUCGAUUGCUUGAGGGAAGUCGAUUACGAGACUUUCCAGGCUGCAUCGAACAGUGUUCCUGCGUAUCUGAGCUAUGAUUCCCUCGCAUUCAGUUUUGCUCCUAGACAGGACGGUCGCAUCCUCACUGCCAGUCCUGAAACUCUCGCCUUGGAAGGAAAGUAUGCUGCAGUACCGAUGAUCAUCGGUAACCAGGAGAAUGAGGCAACUGUAUUCUCUCUAUUCCAAGCCAACAUCACCACCGAAGCCGAACUAGUCACCUACCUCAACGACAUCUUCUUCCGCAGCGCCUCCCGCGAGAUCGUCGAAGGCCUGGUCGCCACUUACCCUCCCAACCCCGACAGCCCAGCCGGCAUCGGCCCAUCCAACGAGACCUACCCCGAAUACAAGCGUCUCGCCGCCAUUCUCGGUGACUGGGAAUUCAUCUUCAUGUCCCGCCUGCUCCUGCAAUCAUACCCCGAAGAUGUGCCAGCGUGGUCCUACCUCUCGACCUAUGAACGCGGAACCCCGAUCCUCGGAACCUUCCACGCCACUGACUUGCCUCACUUGUACUAUCUGACUGAUGACAUGAGCAAGUCUAUUCAGGAUGCGUAUAUUGCGUUUGUGGAUUGUUUGGAUCCCAACCAGUACAAGCAGAGUAAUUCCAGUGGGUACUUGAGUUACUGGCCCAAAUGGCAGGAGAAGGAGAAGUUGUUGGAGCUUGGAUCUAAUUAUACGCGCGUGAUUGGUGAUGAUGAGAGGGCUGCUAGCUUCGAGUAUGUCCGCACUCACAUUGAGUCUUUGCGUUUGUAAAAUUGU